GAUACCUUCAACUCAGAAAUUCUUCUUUCAUGCUAGUGAUUUUUAUCAUGUUAAGUAAAAACAGGUAAUAGCCAUGGGGAAUUGCUUGGUUUUGCAAGACAAGCUAAUCAAGGUUAUGAAAACAGAUGGAAAAAUCCUGGAAUAUCAAGCACCCAUCAAAGUUCACCAAGUGUUGUCAGAAUUCUCAGGUCAUGCACUGUCUGAAUCUUUUCCAGGCUUGCAGCAUCUCCUGCCAGAUGCAGAACUAUUUUCCGGAAACUUAUACUAUCUUAUACCUCUUCCUUCAUCAUCCUCAAAGGUCAAAAAGAAGGUGAGGUUUUCAAUUCCGGAGGUGGAUGAUGAACAAGGAACUGGUACUGUGAGGAUUAAGCUGGUGAUCAGUAAGCAAGAAUUGCAGGAGAUGCUUCACAGAAAAGGACUUUCAGUUCAUGAGAUGAUCUCUAAGGCUCAGAGCAAACAACAAAGUGAAAGCAAGACUGUUAUGGCAGAUGGUGAUGAUAAUUGCAGAGGAUGGAAGCCUGCAUUAGAAAGCAUAGUUGAAGUAGACUAGUAAAGCAUGUAUACCAUAAUAAAUUAAAAACAAAUCA
Molecule: messenger RNA, 587 nt
Organism: Rubroshorea leprosula
Lineage: Eukaryota; Viridiplantae; Streptophyta; Magnoliopsida; Malvales; Dipterocarpaceae
Source: the annotation of a GenBank genome assembly